AUGGCUCCCCGCAAGACGCUUUUGGCGCCGAUCCACUUUAUUUUCAGUCUCCUCCAGAAGCGCAACACAGUUUCAAUCUGGCUGUAUGAGCAGUUGGCCUUCCGCAUUGAGGGCAAGAUUCGGGGUUUCGAUGAAUUCAUGAACCUCGUCAUCGACGAAGCGGUCGAGGUGCGCCAGGCUACAAAGACAGAGGAGGAGAAGCGGAGGCCGCUUGGCCAAAUCCUGCUCAAGGGUGACAACGUGUCGCUGAUCCAGGCCGUUUGA
Molecule: messenger RNA, 264 nt
Organism: Penicillium waksmanii
Lineage: Eukaryota; Fungi; Ascomycota; Eurotiomycetes; Eurotiales; Aspergillaceae
Product: small nuclear ribonucleoprotein E
Exons: 3
Coding region: 1-264 (87 amino acids)
Biological process (GO): spliceosomal snRNP assembly; mRNA splicing, via spliceosome
Cellular component (GO): U1 snRNP; U5 snRNP; U4/U6 x U5 tri-snRNP complex
Molecular function (GO): RNA binding
Source: RefSeq, a predicted model, not a curated record